AUACACUCAAGGGGAUCAGAAGUGACAGGCUGUUGCCCCAGCAAAGUCCCACAGAAGCCAACCCUCAUUCGGUGCUUGGGGUUUCCCAGGCUUUCCCCAAGGUAGUUGGUAUUUUGGUAUUUUCCCCUGCUUAAGUGGCCCUUACUGCCGGGGCCAGGCAGGUAAAAAUCUCCAUGUCUGGAAAAAGUGGAACCUGGGGCAAGCUGCAAGCUAAGAAUAAGGAGCUUGGCAGGAAAGACGCUAAGAGUCUAACAGGAAGUGGAAGGGUGGACUUGGAGGGGGAAUUGAAACCAAGAAAAGGAAAUAGCCCUAGCUGCUGCCUCAGCCUUCUUGAGGGGAGCUGAUACUUGGAGUUGGUUGCCGUUAAGUUACCCUCAUUUGGAGUAGUACUGAUGAGUGCUCGACCGGAACCUGGGUCUAUUCUGGUGGCGAUUUUGAGUUCAAGCAAUGCUGCCCCCUACUGGGGGUUGCUAAAAGCACUGCCGUUUGUGUGGGAAGGGGGUGUUGGUUCUUUUUGGUUUUGGGUUGGUUGGUUUGGUUGGUUGGUUCGUUGGUUGGUUGGUUGGUUGGUUGGUUGGUUGGUUUUGAGACAGAGUCUCACUCUUCGCCCAGGCUGGAGUGCAGUGGUGCGAUCUUGGCUCACUGCAACCUCCGCUUCCCGGGUUCAAGCAAUUAUCCUGCCUCAGCCUCCGGAGUACCUGGGACCACAGGCGUGCACCGCCACACCCAGCUAAUUUUGUAUUUUUAGUAGAGGCGGGGUUUUUCCAUAUUGGCCAGGCUGGUCUCGAACUCCUGACAGGUGAUCCACCCACCUUGGCCUCCCAAAGUGCUGGGAAUACAGGCGUGAGCCACUGUGCCCAGCCCACCCUACCCUUUUUUUUUUUUUUUUUUUUUUAACAGAUGAGCGAAUUAAAAGGUUAGGCGGUUUUUUUUGUUUUGUUUUGUUUUUUAAAUUGGAGACGGAGUCUUGCUCUGUUGUGCAGUGGCGCAAUCUCGGCUCACGGCAACCUCCACCUCUUGGAUUCAAGCGAUUCUCCUGCCUCAGCCUCCUGAGCAGCUAGGAUUACAGGUGCCCACCACCACACCUGGCUAAUUUUCGUAUUUUUAGUAGAGAUGGGGUUUCACCAUGUUGGCCAGACUGCUCUCAAACUCCUGACCUCAGGUGAUCUGUCCACCUCGGCCUCCCAAAGUGCUGGGAUUACAAGGAUGAACCACCGUGCCUGGCUCUGAUUUUUUUUAAUCAUCUUUAUUUUGAGGCAGGGUCUCACUCUGUCGCCCAGGCUGCAGUGCAGUGGUGCCAUGAAGGCUCACGGCAGCCUCGACCUCCUGGACUCGAGCAAUCUUCCCACCUCAGCCUCCUGAGUAGCUGGAACCACACAACAUGUACCACUGUGCCCAGCUAAUCUUUAUUUUUUGUAGAGACGGAGUCUCACCACGUUGCCCAGGCCUCAGCCUCUUAAAGUGCUAGGAUUACAGGCAUUGAGUGUGAAGUGUUGAACAGCAGCUCAGGGAGGCCAACCAGGGUCCAGCAAACCCCGUCCCUGCUGCCUCCAUUGGUCCAGAGCUGGUACCCGCAGCCAGCAUGACACUCACCCAGUCCCAGACAUUGUGGGUCAACAGAGAGAAAUUCAGAUAGCUAAGAGAAUGGAAGCGGACAAAGGAGGCACAGGAGGAUUCCGUGCCAGAGUCUGGAUUGGUCACCCCCAUUCAGGCUCUGCCUGAGGAAAGGAGAAUGGGGUCCGGGCACAGUCAGCUGGAUGGAGCGUCUGAAGACGGCUUGCACCAGAGCCCUCCAUGGCUGAAGGGAGAAGCUAGGGGGCCCCAGGCUGAACCCUCCCAGAGCCUGUGACUUCUGCCCGACCAGAUCUCGUGGUUCUGAGGACCGGCCCUGGAACCCUGCGUCCUUCCGACCCACCAGCUCCCUCGAGGAUGGAUUUGAGGCUGGAUGCUUUCCUCUUCCCACUUUUUGUCCCAACAGAAGUCCCUCCUCUCCAGGAUCCCUGACUGGCUGUGCAGAGCUGGCACAGCCACACUCCACGGGCUUCCAGCCCUUCAGGCCCAGCUCUCCCGGAGAGCACCAAAGUCCCUUUGCUCCAUUUACUUGCACUCUUCGGCCAGCAAGUGUUUCCUAAUGUCUCACCCCCAGUCCCAGCUUUCCUGCUGCAAUUUCUGCCUGUUCCCUCCCAUUUCAGGCCUUAAGGGAGUGUGGCUGGGCUUCUCUCCUCCCCCUCACUCCAAAGCCGCACUUGAUACAAGGUGGAAAUCAAGGCACCACUUCUGGCUUCCCAGCCUUGAACUUGCCCUUCCCUCUCAAUGUACCUGGUUUCCUCAGCUUCCCUGUGCAGCAACAGUGUCACUCCCCUCUUGCUUUUCCCAAGCUCCCCAUGUGCCCCUCUCAGCAGAUCUGUCUUAGAGGGGCCAGGUGCAGAGAAAGGCAGAAAUCCUAAUAAUGUUCCCAGCGAUCGCUGCCUGUCGCGGAGUGCUGAAGGGCCAAGUGUUGAUCUGAGUCCUCAUCACACGGGACUUCAUUUAGUCUCACAAUAGGCAUGCCGGCUGCCGCUCCAGGACUCCCCUGUCCCCAGGACCAAGAUGACGCCCAACAGCACUGGCGAGGUGCCCAGCCCCAUUCCCAAGGGGGCUUUGGGGCUCUCCCUGGCCCUGGCAAGCCUCAUCAUCACCGCGAACCUGCUCCUAGCCCUGGGCAUCGCCUGGGACCGCCGCCUGCGCAGCCCACCUGCUGGCUGCUUCUUCCUGAGCCUACUGCUGGCUGGGCUGCUCACGGGUCUGGCAUUGCCCACGUUGCCAGGGCUGUGGAACCGGAGUCGCCGGGGUUACUGGUCCUGCCUCCUCGUCUACUUGGCUCCCAACUUCUCCUUCCUCUCCCUGCUUGCCAACCUCUUGCUGGUGCACGGGGAGCGCUACAUGGCAGUCCUGAGGCCACUCCAGCCACCUGGGAGCAUUCGGCUGGCCCUGCUCCUCACCUGGGCUGGUCCCCUGCUCUUUGCCAGUCUGCCCGCUCUGGGGUGGAACCACUGGACCCCUGGUGCCAACUGCAGCUCCCAGGCUAUCUUCCCAGCCCCCUACCUGUACCUCGAAGUCUAUGGGCUCCUGCUGCCCGCCGUGGGUGCUGCUGCCUUCCUCUCUGUCCGCGUGCUGGCCACUGCCCACCGCCAGCUGCAGGACAUCUGCCGGCUGGAGCGGGCAGUGUGCCGCGAUGAGCCCUCCGCCCUGGCCCGGGCCCUUACCUGGAGGCAGGCAAGGGCGCAGGCUGGAGCCAUGCUGCUCUUCGGGCUGUGCUGGGGGCCCUACGUGGCCACACUGCUCCUCUCAGUCCUGGCCUAUGAGCAGCGCCCGCCACUGGGGCCUGGGACACUGUUGUCCCUCCUCUCCCUGGGAAGUGCCAGUGCAGCGGCAGUGCCCGUGGCCAUGGGGCUGGGCGAUCAGCGCUACACAGCCCCCUGGAGGGCAGCCGCCCAAAGGUGCCUGCAGGGGCUGUGGGGAAGAGCCUCCCGGGACAGUCCCGGCCCCAGCAUUGCCUACCACCCAAGCAGCCAAAGCAGUGUCGACCUGGACUUGAACUAAAGGAAGAGCCUCUGCUGACUCCUACCAGAGCAUCCGUCCAGCUCAGCCAUCCAGCCUGUCUCUACUGGGCCCCACUUCUCUGGAUCAGAGACCCUGCCUCUGACCCCGCACUGACUGAAUAAAGCUCCUCUGGCCGUUUA
This is a messenger RNA of Pan troglodytes (chimpanzee), 3722 nucleotides long. RefSeq names its product G protein-coupled bile acid receptor 1 (gene GPBAR1). Gene Ontology annotation, biological process: G protein-coupled receptor signaling pathway. NCBI's taxonomy places the organism in Eukaryota, Metazoa, Chordata, Mammalia, Primates, Hominidae. Gene Ontology annotation, molecular function: G protein-coupled bile acid receptor activity. The record is from RefSeq and is a predicted model, not a curated record. Gene Ontology annotation, cellular component: plasma membrane. Bases 2590 to 3582 code for a protein of 330 amino acids. The transcript is spliced from 3 exons.